Puntigrus tetrazona (Sumatra barb) is the source of this 1149-nucleotide messenger RNA. RefSeq names its product ras-related protein Rab-5A. The record is from RefSeq and is a predicted model, not a curated record. Gene Ontology annotation, molecular function: GTP binding; GTPase activity. The coding region runs from base 96 to 746 and encodes 216 amino acids. NCBI's taxonomy places the organism in Eukaryota, Metazoa, Chordata, Actinopteri, Cypriniformes, Cyprinidae. The transcript has 5 exons.
UUUUUUGGUUACAUGUUGUCCUGCGCAGCCAGUACUGGGACAGCUCUCAGUGUGUGUGUGACCACUUAAAGGAGACGGGGUGAUUGACGACUGUCAUGGCCAAUAGGGGAGGAGCAACACGCCCCAACGGGUCCAACGCGGGCAAUAAGAUCUGCCAGUUUAAACUGGUCUUGCUAGGAGAGUCGGCUGUGGGAAAGUCCAGCCUCGUACUGCGCUUCGUCAAAGGGCAGUUUCAUGAGUUUCAGGAAAGCACAAUAGGAGCGGCCUUCCUUACACAGACAGUGUGCUUGGAUGACACAACGGUAAAGUUUGAGAUUUGGGACACAGCCGGACAGGAGCGCUACCACAGUUUGGCCCCUAUGUACUAUAGAGGGGCCCAGGCUGCCAUUGUAGUUUAUGACAUCACCAAUGAGGAGUCGUUUGCAAGAGCAAAGAACUGGGUUAAGGAGCUUCAGAGGCAGGCCAGUCCGAAUAUUGUCAUCGCGCUGUCUGGGAACAAGGCUGACCUUGCCAACAAGAGAGCUGUGGACUUCCAGGAUGCUCAGUCUUAUGCAGAUGACAACAGUUUGUUGUUCAUGGAGACGUCAGCAAAGACUUCCAUGAAUGUCAAUGAGAUCUUCAUGGCCAUUGCGAAAAGGUUGCCCAAGAAUGAGCCCCAAGCCGCCGGAGCCAACAGUGGGCGGAGUAGGGGCGUGGACCUCACAGAGACAGCCCAACCCACUAAGGCCCCCUGCUGCAGUAACUAACACAAAACAAAUCCCCCCUCACCAAACUCUGUUACCGCAACAACUAACGCAAGGUCCCGCCCUCCAACUUGGUUUUUGACUAACUAAUGAAAUGCCUCCGCUUUCCCCGUUUUCCACAACUCUCUUACGCUGUAACAAAAGCUCUGCCCCGCCCAUGUAUCUGCGGUGUUUUUGUUUUGUUGUUCUUCUGUAAAGACCCAGGCCUCUUACUGUAUUCAUGCUUAAGGUCAUGCCUUGUCUCCAUACUGUAAUAUAUGCCGUCACAGAUAUCCAUCAGAAAAAAAAAAAAGAAAAGAAAAAAAUCUUUGAAUGCCAUUUGCCUGACCUGGACGAAAAGGGGUGGGGCCUCUGCGAGGGUUCACCUGCCCAGUCAUAAUUCAGAACUCUACAGUCGCUUCUUUUU